AUGCCUCUUCAUGAGCAAAUCAAAUACAAAUUCAACUUCGGAAGCAAUAUUUCGGUCACAAUUGAAACGGAUUCACUGGAGAAUGAGGUUGAGUCGUGGAUCCAAGAUGGCGAUCAAAUGCAGAAAUUCUGGAACAGCUCAAGGACUAAAAGCAAGGCAUUCGAACAGUAUGAUGAACCAGAGGCUCCGCUGAGUGCCAUCAUUAAAAGCUUCGCCGAUAUCAUUGAGAACGACAAUCAGCAUCCAUCAACCGUAAUGCUCAAGAAGCAGGUGGUGCUACUCACCGAUUACAUACCAGUCAACGUCACAGAAGCUAUGAAUACCAUCACCAGUGUAGCUAUCAGCCGCGCUGUUAACUUUCCUGUGUAUUCUAGCGCCAACGACAUUAUCUCGGCCAAUGUACGAUGGAAUUUCCAGAAAACCCUUGAUUUUGAGUUUCCCAAGUCGGUAUAUCAGGGCAAACCCAGCAAUCGCGAAAAGCUAUUCAUGAUGGGAUUCGAUGCAGGAACGGUCUUACAGGUUAUGAAAAGCACUGCAGCAAGCGAACUAUGCAGUCUUCCCUCCAAUAAAAUGCUCAGUGAUUUUCUGGUGCUAAAAUUUGCCCAUAAUGGCUCUGCACAUGAUCUAACAAUUCCAUUUCUCGGAGACCGAACUACCAAUUUUGCUCAACAUUGCAUCGAAAACAUCGACGAACAGUUGGGCGUCGACAGUGGAGAUGGUUGUGACGACGCGGUCAUUGAAGUUCUUGACGAGUUUGUCAACAGUCUUCGAGACAGCCAGAAUUUUUCCUCUCUUCUCAUAACGGACACAAAAUGUGCUGCUCAGAGGAUUGCCAAUUUCAGCGAGCCGCUCGCUGGCGAAAGUAUGGUGCGACUAAUCUCUUCGCAGAACCUGAAUGAGGUGUUCGACGAGCUCACGCUCCCACUUUUCACGCAUGGCUAUCUAAACUCAAGUUUGAAUAGGCAGAUCGUGCUUAAUACUGCCUAUUAUCUCGGCAACUUUUCCACAUCAUGCAGAUCUGAAAUGCCACAU
Molecule: messenger RNA, 1032 nt
Organism: Ostertagia ostertagi
Lineage: Eukaryota; Metazoa; Nematoda; Chromadorea; Rhabditida; Trichostrongylidae
Source: the annotation of a GenBank genome assembly